GUGUUGUUAACAAAUGUUGGGAAUAAAGUGAAAAGACCUCGAAUGCCAUAAGAAAUUAAGAAUAAGAUGCAAACAACAGCGAGUGAGGUUGAGUGACACAUUCAAUUCCAUUUACACCCUUGAUCGCCAAAUUCAUCUUUCUAUGCCUGAUGGAUGCCUCAAACAAUGCGGGGAAAACCCUUGAAGCACAAGCCAAAGCCUUUUUUGACUCUGCUCCACCUUUGCACAACAGUCAUAAAAUAUCUCAAGAUUUGAAUCAUUUCAUUCAACAUAAUUCUUCAUCAUUAGAAAAUGGGGAAGCUAGGAGAAUUGUUUGUGUGACUUCUGGUGGUACCACUGCUCCAUUGGAGCAACGGUGCGUUCGAUAUGUUGAUAAUUUCAGUUCCGGUCAUCGAGGGGCCACAUCUACCGAGUACUUUCUGAAAGCUGGAUAUGCUGUUAUCUUUUUGCACCGUAGGGGAAGUUUCCAGCCAUUUUGCAGAUCCCUUCCUGAUGAUCCCUUACUUGAAUGCUUCGAGCCAACCAACGACUUAAAUAUUCAAGUUCGCGGGGCUUAUUCUGAAGCAGUGAAAAGGGCUUAUUUGUAUCACCAUAAUGCAGUGACAGACUGUCUCUUGUUAAAACUUCCUUUCAGCACUAUAUUUGAGUAUCUUCAGAUGCUGCAGAUGAUUGCAAUAUCAAUGAGGUGUGUUGGUCCACGAGCAAUGUUUUAUCUUGCUGCUGCAGUAUCUGACUAUUAUGUUCCUUGGAAGGAUAUGGUGGAGCACAAAAUUCAGUCAGGAUCUCACCUCUUGGAUGUGAAACUUGUUCAAGUGCCGAAAAUGUUGUCGGUGCUUAGGAAAGACUGGGCUCCUCUGGCGUUCUGCAUAUCUUUCAAGCUAGAGACAGAUUCAAGCAUUCUUCUAAAUAAGGCGAAUGCAGCUCUCGACAAGUACAAUAUGCAUGCAGUUAUUGCAAAUGAACUCUUAACACGCAAGGAGCAAGUGGUGGUCGUCACUAGUGCUGAAAAGAUUACCGUUCUGCGAGACAAUAGUGAGUAUGCUAAUGAUGUAGAGGAUCCCCUGAUUAAACUUCUUUCGGAGAGACAUACUGCUUACAUUGAGGAUUCUGGUAGGUAAGUCUAUGGAGUGACUUUGGCUUUGACAUUUGCUUUCUUCUCCUUGUUUCAAAUUUGGUACACUACAAUUUUUGUUGCAUUUACCAUGCUGAUUCUUUUUAAGUAUUGUUUAAAGAUAUGAUAGAUGGAAUAAGAAAUAUAGUUCAGGUCUUC
Messenger RNA from Trifolium pratense (red clover), 1270 nucleotides. RefSeq names its product phosphopantothenate--cysteine ligase 2-like. Gene Ontology annotation, cellular component: cytoplasm; nucleus. Gene Ontology annotation, biological process: coenzyme A biosynthetic process. Gene Ontology annotation, molecular function: phosphopantothenate--cysteine ligase activity. Bases 150 to 1118 code for a protein of 322 amino acids. The record is from RefSeq and is a predicted model, not a curated record. NCBI's taxonomy places the organism in Eukaryota, Viridiplantae, Streptophyta, Magnoliopsida, Fabales, Fabaceae. The transcript has 10 exons.